Mugil cephalus (flathead mullet) is the source of this 4958-nucleotide messenger RNA. RefSeq names its product protein PHTF2-like. NCBI's taxonomy places the organism in Eukaryota, Metazoa, Chordata, Actinopteri, Mugiliformes, Mugilidae. The transcript has 21 exons. Gene Ontology annotation, cellular component: endoplasmic reticulum. Bases 313 to 2607 code for a protein of 764 amino acids. The record is from RefSeq and is a predicted model, not a curated record.
GUGCUUUACGGUGACCCGCCGAAGUAGUAUUUUUACAGUGAGCGACAGAAAAGGAAAAACGCUAAAGCUUCAAACAUCGGCGAGCGGACACCGAGCAGCAUCUCUCCCAGACAAUGGACACGGCUGGCUAAUUCAGUCCACCGUAAAUCACGAGUUUAAAGUUCAGCUGUGUGCUGGGGACUCGGAGCAAGCCGCUGCAGCCAAGAAGACGUCCAGCCCCUGCCGUAUUUUGGCUGCGAGGACAACACACCAGUUAGCUGCACGGCCGGACCAGAGCCUAAGAUGCCCUAGACGGGGAGAAGGGAAAUGUAAAUGGCUUCCAAAGUAAAAGAUGCUGUGGUGUGGUACCAGAAAAAGAUCGGCGCCUAUGACCAACAGAUAUGGGAGAAGUCGGUGGAGCAGAGAGAAAUAAAGUUUAUUUCUCUGGGCUUGAGGAACAAGCCAAAGAAGACGGGACAUGUCAAACCGGAUCUUAUCGACGUGGACCUGGUCAGAGGUUCGGCGUUCGCUAAGGCCAAACCCGAGAGUCCGUGGACGUCGCUGACCAGGAAGGGCAUCGUCAGAGUCGUCUUCUUCCCUUUCUUUUAUCGAUGGUGGAUCCAGGUCACCUCCAGAGCCAUCUUCCUCCUCCUGCUGGCUCUCUACCUGCUGCAAGUGGCAGCAGCAGUCCUGUACGUGAGCGUCCCUCAGCCUCAUGGGAUCCCGGCCACCGAGGUGUUCGGAGCCAUCUGGCUCAUGCUGCUGCUGGGAACCGUCCACUGUCAGAUCGUCUCCACCAGGACCCCGAAACCAGCCUCCAGCAGCGGAGGGAAGAGACGCAGGAAGUUGAGGAAGGCAUCUCAGAUGGAGGUGCAUAGGGAAGGCGACGGGUCUAGCACUACCGAUAACACACAGGAGGGGGCACCACACCCCCACUCAGCCAGCACCACAUACAGCCUGGGCGCUCUCUUCCAAGAUUUCUGGCAUGAUAUCUGUAAAGCUGGAUCUAAGAAGUCCAAGCUGUCCAUCGACAAAUCAACGGAGACGGACAACGGUUACGUGUCCCUGGACGGCCGGGUGACCAAUCGCAGCAGUGAGGAGGGGCUCCAGCUCCACGAGCAGAGAUGUGACUUGACCAGAGCCGACGACGGGUGCUGGAACUCACUGCUCCAGCCCCCACAUGCUCACCCAGCUCGCAGCUCAGGACUGCUGCUGGCCAGCGGCACCAAGGAACCCGCAUCAGACGAGGCCUCCAGUGAGGAAGACCCUGAGGCGUCCUACAGCGCCCUCCGCAGGGGAGUAGAAAGAAUGAACAGUGACUGUACGCUCCGCAACCGCAAGAACACACACCACAAGAAACACUACGCUGUGGAGGACGUCCCAAAGUCCGGCACCAGCUGUAGCUCCAGGUGUUCUAGUCUGAGGACUCAAGACUCGGAGAGCACUCGACACGAGUCAGAGACUGAGGACCUGAUGUGGGAGGACUUCCUCCACUGUGCAGAGUGCAGAUCGUCCUGCACUUCAGAGACAGAGGGAGAAGGUGGAGGGACACCUGUAUGUCCUCCUGCAAAGAAGGAAUACAGAGACGACCCGUUCCAUCAGGGUCACUCUCCCUGGCUGCACAGCUCCAACCCCGGCCUGGAGCGAGUGAGCGCCAUCGUGUGGGAGGGCAACGAGUGUAAGAAGGCUGACAUGUCUGUGCUGGAGAUCAGUGGCAUGAUCAUGAACAGGGUGAAUCUUUACACCCCUGGUAUUGGCUACCAGGUCUUUGGGAACCUGGUGUCAGUGACACUUGGACUCACACCAUUCGUUUACAGACUGGCUCAGUACCGUGACUUUGAUCAGCUGACCACACUGUCAGCCAAUGAGCUUCUGUCGGUGGCGCUUGGGGGCGGGUCUGGAUCAGAUGGCUUGGUCAUCACCAUGGUAACACUCAGCUUCCUGGUGCGCGUCUGCCUUAUAUGGCUCUUCUUCUUCCUGCUCAGCGUAGCGGAGAGGACCUAUAAACAGAGGCUCCUGUUUGCCAAACUGUUUGGUCACCUGACUUCAGCCCGCAGAGCCAGGAAGUCUGAAGUUCCACAUUUUAGACUGAAGAAAGUUCAGAACAUCAAGAUGUGGUUGUCGCUACGCUCCUACCUCAAGAGACGGGGUCCUCAGCGCUCAGUGGAUGUCAUCGUAUCGUCUGCUUUCCUGCUCACUCUGUCUGUCGUCUUCAUCUGCUGCGCACAGUUGCUGCACGUCCAUGAAACGUUCCUGGAUUGUCACUAUAACUGGGAGCUGGUGAUCUGGUGCUCCAGUCUGUCUCUGUUCCUGCUCAGGUUCGUCACUCUGGGCUCAGAGACCAGCAAGAAGUACAGCAACACCUCCAUCCUGCUCACCGAACAGAUCAACCUGUAUCUGAAGAUGGAGAAGAAGCCAAACAAGAAAGAGGAGCUGACGCUGGUCAACAACGUUUUAAAACUGGCUACCAAACUGCUCAAGGAGCUGGAUACUCCGUUCAGGCUGUACGGUUUGACUAUGAACCCUCUGCUCUACAACAUCACCCAGGUGGUCAUCCUGUCUGCAGUGUCAGGAGUCAUAUCUGACCUACUAGGAUUUAACCUGAAGCUGUGGAAAAUCAAAUCCUGACAGUGAACAGCGUCGAUGCUUCACUGUCUCUGACUGACUCCCUGAACAUAUCAGAGUGCUUUGACCUUCAACGUUCCCACCUUGUGCAAUUCACAAACUAUUUAUUUACCCACUCAGUGUUUUUACUUAGGAUUUAUUUGAAUUAUAGUUUGUUUCAUUUUUUUGUGUUCAGUGACACAACAUGAUGCUCUGUUUCACCUGUCUACACAAAGUUAGUAUUAUUAAGAACAUAAAUUAUUAACGUGAUGGUUUAGGUUCUCAGCUGCAUUUGUGAUAUUCUAUUUUAGCUCAUUUUCAAAUUUGAAGGCAAAAUAUUGAGACAUUGAAGGGGCAAAAUUCUUGCAUUUUUUGUGUUUUAUUUGCUUAAACUGAAAGUUAUUAUUUAUGUAGAGUGAGUUUCAAAACAAAACUUGACUGACUUCAAAACCUGGUGUAAAAGUAUAGACAUUAGUCCAGUGUUUUGUUUUAUUUUUUCAACAAAGUUUAUGGUGAAUUUUCUAAUUUUAUUGCAACCCAUUACUUACGUAAAAUAAAUCUUAAAAGAUUCAGCAAAUGCUUUAAAUGACAGAGUAUUUGAUUGAACCAGGACACUUUCAUUUGAGGCAGAAUAUUAUCCAUUAUAACUUAAUCUAUGUGUAUUACUGCUAUUUGGCAGGAUUAUUUCAUUUCUCAGUUAAGUUUCUUCAACUCAUCUUUAGUCAUACCAGCUCCCAGAUGUGACUGCCUAAAUCUAAAUAUAUACACAUAUCUGUUGAUAGACGUUAACAGUACCGUUAAGCAGCAGAGGUUUGACUUCUCACUGGGGGGACGUAAACUUCCAGAAGACAUCAGCACUGCAAAGAAACAAUCAUCCAGUUAAUGAAAAUAAUACAACAGGUUUCAAUAGAUGAUAAACGCUGGUGUGUCAACACUUCAUCAAUCACAGAAUGAAAAAAUUAAGCCAUAACCAACACAGACGUGAGAUUAUGAACUGCUGAACUUUAGAGCAAGUGACUAAAAGUCCCUUUUAUUCAUUUACUUUGUUGUAGUUGGGCCUCAUCUCAGCAUGUAAAGCUAUGAAAAGUCCUAAAUUAAAGAAAUAUAUCUAAUAAUGAUAGAAAAAAAAACAUUCUUUUGGCUCAGACAUUUCAUCAAAACAAGUUAAAUCGGAGUCACGCGUGGUUCUCGUUACCUAAUUCUGUUUCAAUGCCAACUGGCAUUACUUUGACACGGCAGCUGAUUUGUAACACAGAAAUCCACCUUGGACUAUUUAGAAAAACACAGACACUUCCACCACUGUAACUUGAGGCCCGACUAGACGGCAUCUCAGAUGUAUGUAAAGAGAAUCAAUCUGCCUCACUGGAUUAGUGAACACAAUUAGCUUCUGAUGCUACUUCUCCCUUUGGAUCGAUACAUCCUGUGGGUAAGACCUGCCCAAAAAAAAAAAAAAAGAAUUUUAGCUCCCGCAUUCAGGCAGCUAGACGAGUGUUUAGAGUGACGGGCGUUUAGUCUCAACUUCUUGGAUUUUAUAUAAAAUGUAACAUCUCAGACCCAUCUCAGCUAAUAACUGAUAGACUCAUGUGAAGACAUUGUAGUUAGGCCACAUUUGUGUCUAUACGCCGCAGUUAAAACAUGUCUGUACGUGAACGAAGAUAUGCACUUUAAAAACAGACCUUAAAUGGAAAAAAAUAAGUUACAUCUUGUCAAAAAUGUUAAAGAGAUUUUUUUUUGUACCUCACUUGCGUGACACAGUUUGUGUUUGUGUGUUUGACAUUUAAGCGAAUGCUGACUCGAAAGUUAUAUAUUAAAAAAAAAAAAAAAACUGUAUUGACAAUUGACAUCACUGUCUGAAGUAAAUCCUACAUGGUACAGAACUUAUGAAGCCUACAGAAAAUAUCUGACAUAAAACGUCUCCUCAGUUCAUGAGUUAGCGUUAGCUCACUGAAGCUUCAUUCAUAAAAAUGUAAGUGUAAUCAUCUUCAGCGUGUUGGAGGAGGAAGACCAAAGUGCUUAUUUAACUGUUUGUUUGUCUCUGCUGGGAGAAGAAUGUAUUUGUAGCUUUAUGCUUUAAAAUCUAUUUGUUUCCCUUUGGAAAUACUUUGUAUUUUUUGUUUUUGUUCUUUAAGCAUUCUUUGUUAAGGCUAUUUGCUCCUCACGCUCACCAGAAAGAAGAGGCACGUUUUACUGUGUUUUUAAGGAACAAAAAAAAAAUGUUUGAACUGUACGUAUGUAUGAAAGUGAAUCUAGGUUAAGGACUCUAUGUUGUGAUGCUGUUUUCAAAGAGUCUAACUAUUUAGAUUUAGUUUUUUGUGAACUGGUCUGUCCACAAGGUCUACAUUUUUAUAAGAAAAAUAAAAAAAAAUGGAUGUUCA